Sorex araneus (European shrew) is the source of this 4404-nucleotide messenger RNA. RefSeq names its product gremlin 1, DAN family BMP antagonist (gene GREM1). The transcript is spliced from 2 exons. Gene Ontology annotation, molecular function: BMP binding; receptor ligand activity. Bases 274 to 828 code for a protein of 184 amino acids. The record is from RefSeq and is a predicted model, not a curated record. Gene Ontology annotation, biological process: animal organ morphogenesis. NCBI's taxonomy places the organism in Eukaryota, Metazoa, Chordata, Mammalia, Eulipotyphla, Soricidae.
AAAGGGGGCGGAUAGCGGGCUCGGGCCCCCGCCGCGGCGUCUGGCCAAUGGAGAGGCGCGGCCCCGGGCGCCGCGCUCGGCUGCCCGCAUUUAAACCGGGACCGGCGCGAUGCCCCGCACUCGGGACGCCCUCCGCAGACCGGGCCAUCCCGUCCGGUGUGCAAGCGAGCGCCGUCCUCUCGGUCCUCCACGGCUGACUCCGCGCCGAGCCCGGGCGGCUCGGGCCGCGGUGGCACGACAGCGCAGGCCACGAAGACCCGCACCUUUGACAGCAUGAGCCGCACAGCGUACGCAGUGGGAGCCCUGCUUCUCCUCCUGGGGACCCUGCUGCCGGCUGCCGAGGGGAAAAAGAAAGGGUCCCAGGGGGCCAUUCCCCCACCCGACAAGGCCCGGCACAACGACUCUGAGCAGACUCAGUCCCCGCCGCAGCCCGGCUCCAGGAACAGGGGGCGCGGCCAGGGGCGGGGCACGGGCAUGCCGGGAGAGGAGGUGCUGGAGUCCAGCCAGGAGGCCCUGCACGUCACCGAGCGCAAAUACCUGAAGCGAGACUGGUGCAAAACGCAACCGCUGAAGCAGACCAUCCACGAGGAGGGCUGCAACAGCCGCACCAUCAUCAACCGCUUCUGCUACGGCCAGUGCAACUCGUUCUACAUCCCCAGACACAUCCGCAAGGAAGAAGGCUCCUUUCAGUCCUGCUCCUUCUGCAAGCCCAAGAAAUUCACCACCAUGAUGGUCACCCUCAACUGCCCGGAACUGCAACCCCCAACCAAGAAGAAGCGAGUGACGCGAGUGAAGCAGUGUCGUUGCAUAUCCAUCGAUUUGGAUUAAGCUUGGGGGGCACAGCCAGCCUGUCCUAAGGAUGCAGCUCCAGGCGGGUCCAAAGCCAGUCCUAGAACCACCAGUGCCUCCCAGCAGGAGCCUGCUAGUGCCUACUUCAUGGGCAUGGGUGCCUGUGGGUGUUUGCAGACACCAGAGGAAAUAGUCUUUGCUAGAGGUCACUUCCUAUUGUGCAAACAUAUCCACUUCCAAGGGGGCAGCCCCAAAGUUCAAACCAGCCAGGGCACAUUCAAAGGGGGGCAGCAGGACUGUGGUCUGGUUCUGGCUUGUCUUCCCUGUGCUCUCCUAAAGACCCGAAUCUCUCUGCAGAAUGAAUGUUAAUGGAAGUGGCUACUCAGAGGGCCAGAUAACUUGUUUCAGUGCUGUGAUAUACUCAGUAAAGGAAUUUCAACCUGUGCUUGCUUCUUCCUCUCUUCCUCCUUUCCACAGCUCAUUCCUUCUUCCGGUCUCAGUGGCUAUUUCACUUACCCCAAUAUCCGCCAAGGUUUCUGAAUGAACUCAUCUGUUCUUAGACUUACAACAUAAAGGGGGAAGUUGGUGUGGGUCAGAGCAAAGGCCAGGCAGAAAGGGAAGGGAGAAGAGGAGGUUGAUGACCAUUUUGGCCCAGCCAAAUUCAGUAGGGAGACAAAGAAGAGACUUGGGGGCCAAGUGUAAACAUAAUGAGAUCCAGGCUUUAGUAAAAGUGUCUUCCAGAUAUUUAACAAGACCAAAGAGAAUGGAAGAGAGGCGAAGCUCUCUGUAAUGCAAUCCCACACCUAAAUAUUGAAGGUUAGAGAGAAAGCACAGUGAAGGUCAGAGAGAAAGCACCCAACUUCAAGCUCUGCUGGAAGUGACCCCAAGUGACCCUAAGUAGCCUCCUGAGCACUGCCAAUUGUAGCAACCCCAAACAAAACAAAGCAUAAAUUAGUCACCCCUAUUUGCAGAACCAAGUAAAUGAGCUAACCACAACAGCCCCUUCUGAUUUGCCCCUUGGAUGGAUAAUAGAGGUAGUUUAGAAGUUUCUACCCAGGGUUGAGAACAAGAUAAAAAUCUCACAGGCCAGGGACUGGAGCGAUAGCACAGCGGGUAGGGCGGGUUCGAUUCCUAGCAUCCCAUGUGGUCCCUUGAGCGCCGCCAGGAGAGAUUCCUGAGUGCAUGAGCCAGGAGUAACCCCUGUGCAACGCCCGGUGUAACCCAAAAAGCAAAAAUAAACAAAAAAAUCUCACAGGCCAGUAGAUCCAAGUAGCCGCCCCCCCCCCCACACACACACACACUUGGGUACAAUAACUUUUGUGUCAGUAUCUUAUUUCUGUGCAUUGCUUCUGGAAUCAUAAUUCCAUAUUAAAAAGAUUCUUUCUCAGCAGAGUAAAGAACCAGUCUGAAAGGGGAAUUAAGGGCCUACUCCACAUAUGCAAGAAGUAUAUUAUAGGUCUUAUUGUUGGGCAAUUGAGCUGGAGAAUAUAAGAGAGUGAUAAAAUACAGGGGAUUGCCUUGGCCAAAGGGUAGUUUAAUGCCUGAGAAAAGUAUAGGGCAUGACUCUCCCUUUUUCCUCUGUAUGUUGAAGGUCUAGUGGGAAAUCUGCUUACGAAAGCAGAGUAUUUGAAUACAUUCGUUAUUUACUGCUGGCCAGUUUGAUGUAACAUUGUAGACACUGUUCCAUGAUUAAACUCAGGCUAUUCACAAUGUCCACUUGGCCAAAGUUAUCUAAUGACCAGAGUGCUGGGCUGGUGAUUUUUGGAUUUGGCUAGCCCAUACACUUCAAGGCUGAGGUUUUACAUGUAUCCUCCCCACCUCCAACCAUCAAACAUUCUUUUUGCCUCCCUGCAGAAAUCACAUGUACUAGAGACACAAACACUAUAGCCUUUCCUUUCAUUUUUCCAUUAAGGACCUAGCACUCAAAAGCCAUUGCAACUAAAAACUAGACUGCUUUUAUUUCAUUUUUUAUUUGCUCAAGUGCUCUCACAUCUAAUAGCUACAUAAGAGCCAUAGUUUGAGUGAGGACUUAUCUUGAACACCCAAAAUAGUGGGUCUAAUUAUAAAACUUCCAAACUCACUACUGAUGAUUCUGCAUGAAACAAACUUGAGCAAAAUACAUCAUCUGUGCAUUUUGUUAUGCUGUCUUCCCCUGCCCUAAAUCUUUCUAUCAUCUACAUCCUUCAACAGUAAAGCACAGAAUGGAUUUAAUUAAGCACGCAAAUGCUAAGCCAGAAUUUGGAGAGUGGGGGAGAGAAAGGGGAAGGAGCUGAAAAUAUAAAACCACACGAGAAGGGAAAAAUGACAUUCAGAACCAGCAGACACUGAGUUUCUCUUGUUGUUUUAACUCUGCCACAAGCAUGCGAUUUUGUUAAAAAGAGAUGACUUAAGUUGGCAGCAGUAAUCUUCCUUUAGUAGCUUGUACCACAGUCUUGCAUGUAAGUUGGAUUUGGCUUAAGUAAAGAGAAUUUCCUCAAAAUUAACUUCACUGGGAUAAUCAGCAGCAUAACUACCCUAAAAGCACAGCACGAGCCAGAGAGGGAAAUGCCUGCUUUUCUUACUGUGCUUUUAUUAAGACUAGCACGAGUCUGUAUGUUUUCCAACAUUACCGAAAGUGCCAUAUCUUUCAACUCCCUAUUGUAUUGGAGUCUCCCAUAAUGUAAUGAUGUUUUUUGUAACUAUAGUGGAAUAUUUUUGUGACAAGAUAUUUGUGAUCUCUAUCUGUCCUAUGAAAAUAAUGCCAAACACCAAAUAUGCAUUUUAUGAUGUACACUUUGUGCUUGGCAUUAAAAGAGAAAAACACAUCCUUGUUAAAGCUGUAAGGUUGUUUAUUUUUGUUGUUGUUGUUGUUGCUGUUUUAGUUCUUCAAAGUUAAAAAAUGUAAGCAAACAAUUUAGAGGAAGGGAUAAUUUCCACUGUGUGGAAUGUGAAUAGUAAAGCAAAAAGUUAUGGGUAUUUAAUGUAAUUAUUAAUUCAAAUAUUUUGGUCACUGUGAUGUCAAGCAUUUUCUUUUUCUUUCUCCUUUCUAUAACUUCCUCUGAGUUGAGUAAAGGAGAGCAAGCAAGUUGUAUGUCAUUGCAGGAUUUGAUCAGAUCAGAGGGAAACCAUGCAAUCUUGACACACUGAGCUUGUGUUCCAGAGUCAAGACAUUAGUUUUGUUUUAAUUGAAUAUUCCUUAAAGGUCAACAUCUCCAAGACACCAUUAAGCAGAUUUUAAAGGUUAUUUUGUAUGACUUAUGAUGUGAGUAUACGAACAAGUAGCAGAUAAUAAUCAACAGUUCACAAAUCCUUUUAAGGAAAAUAUCUAAAAAGUGGAUGUAAGGACAUUUAUAAGUGACCAGUUCGUGCUUAAGAGUGAGAGCCAUUCUAUGGAUCUGUCACUCUCAAGAUAUUUAAUAUUAACCACCUAGGGUAUUAUGUCUGCUUUAAUCAUUUAAAAACAUCAGAGGAUUAUAUAGACUUUGAUUGAGGUACUUUGCUAUGUAUGAGGAUGAGAAGGGAUUUGAUAGUCUUGCAAAAGCUAAUUUGGUAUAAAGCAAAGUUUCAUAAUCUGUAACUAGAUUUAAUUUCACACCAGUAAUGGUCUAUAUAACAUUUGCCGAAGAGCAACCAAUA